AUGUUUUUUUGGGGGAUGCCAAUGGCAGCGACUUGAGCGGAGCCCAACAGGACCGAGCCAUGACGGCGGCCAGCCUCCUGAACGGGACCACCGCUUUGGGUCUGCACGACGAGGGGAUGGACACCGCCGUGUUUGAAUUCAAAGUGUUUAAUAUUGUCAUCAUCGGUCUGGCCUUGUGUAUCCUCACCAUCACCGGCCUGUACUGCAUCACUGCCUGCUACAACCGCACCAGUGCCAUAUCCUUCAUCAGGCAGUCAAAGCGAGCCCACGUGUAUGAGAGCGCAGUGACCCGAGGGGUGCCGGCCGACCCCGUGGCGGUUAAAGCAGUGAAGAGGUCGACCAGCUUUCUCAACCCUCUGGCCUUCUUCAGGAAGCCGGAGGCAGCGAAGGACAACUCCAGGAUCUAUUACAUCUACAGUAACCCGCUGCCUGUGGGCCUGAAGGAGGAGGAAGAGGAGGAAAAUAAAGUCCCACAGAGAUUUCGGGAGAAAUGUGCAAUGUCGCUGCCGCUGUUGAUCCAAGAGUACGCCAGCGAUCCGGACAGUGGCGUCAUCCUGGACCCUCCGAUGUUUUACAUGCAACUUUAGAGGGGGGCGGGGUUAGGAGGGGGGAGGCUGGUUCGAAGCGCUUGCCUUCAGGCUGAGAUUUCAGCCCUGCAGCUGUGGCCAUCAGAAGUUAAGUCACCAUUUGUAGGGCCAUUAAAGGGGCACUCCACAGAUUUUACAUGUUAAGUUUAUAUGUCAUGGGGAGAAUUAAUAAGUAUGUGAAAGUGGUUGUAUGAUGUCACAUCUAUGUCUUGAGGAUUAGCUCUCAUACCAUAACAUACCCUAACUUUAUGAAAGUUCAGAAGUGAAUCGUCGGAGUACACUAUUAAUGCCUGUGUUCGUUUGUUUGUUUAUUUAGCAGAAUUACGCAAAAACUACUCAACCGAUUUCCAUGAGAUUUUGUGGAGGGGUGGGGCAUGACCCAUGGAAGAACCCAUUAUAUUUUAUUGUGGAUCCAGAUCAGAAGGAGGUCCUGGAAUUUGCUUUCCACUUUCUUCAACAUUGCAAGAAAUUAAUGUUUUCGACAUUUUCAUUGAUUUCUCAAAAACUAAUUCACGGAUCUUGAAAUCAAGCCUGUUUAUGGGACUGAUAUCUAUGAGUUUGUGCAUUUUAGUGCAGAUCUAAAUAAAAAUCUGGAUCUAUUGAAUUUAAAUGUGGUUUCAUAAGGGAGUUCCAUAUGGAAAAAAUGAUCUUGCAAUGUUAAAGAACAUGAAAUCAAAUCCUGAAUAAACUACUUUGUCCUAAAUUCAAUGGAUUUUCCACAUCCUUCCACCAAGUUUCAAUGAAAUCGGUUCAGUAGUUUUUCUGUAAUCGUGCUGACAAACAAACAGAAAUGAGCAUCUUCACUAUGUGUACAUAGACAACUUAACAUGCUUGUGUUGUCUCUGUACAAAUAUACAAAACCUGAAGAUACCGUGACAUGGAUCAUCACAGAUACAGUUACUCCUCAGUAGUUUGUAGAAAGUGAAUGGUUUACCGGCUCAGCCAAUAGAAAGUAGUACAACAUUUUGUGAUAAUAGAAGUGGAUGCAUAACUUAAUUAAAUAGAUGCUAAAAUCAAGUAAAGGUUUAAUGCUAUUGAUUACGAAGAGGCCCUAUCAUUUUAUAUAUGACAUAUCAGGGUUUGAAUGCAUGUUAGAAUACUGUGUGUAUAUAUAUCUAUGCUCUUUAUAAUUGAAAUUUUUAUUUCUAUUUUUUGUUUUGUCUAAAAAGCCUCUUGUAACCUCACUGGACUUCUUCAUACUUCUUUCAAAACAGUUUUCUGCCAGAGAAGUAAAGACAUUCUGUUGAUUCUUUAGUGUCACUGAUCUUUAAUAAAACUGUGGAUACAAUGUGCUUUACAAAAAGAAGCCGAGAGAAAGAUGAGAAAGAUGAGAAAUACAAACAAUUAUCACUGCAGAACAAUCCAUCGCACUCCUUCGCAGCGUGACCGGAUCAGUCCUCAGACGAUUGGCUGGGUCUCUCUGACCAGCCACUCCAGUGCCGCCCUCCUGCCCUGCCUCUCCAGCUCUGCUCCAACCACCUCCCGGCACCUCCUGUGGUACUCGUUCACCCAGUCGCGCUGCAGCACAGGGAAGUGAACAUCAGACCAUGAAGAGACUGUGUUUGAGUAGUGCACCACGUACUAGGAAUAGCUGGAUAUUUUAUCAAACAUUUAAAUCCAUAAUCCAUAAAUGGUUUUAAUGUAGGUAAUAUUACGCUAAACUGCUCGUAUUGCUCCUACACAAUGUUAAGUAGGCUACAUUUAAUGUGUUGUUGUAUUUGAAGUGUUUUACCAAUAAAAUGUAUUUUUGCUGGAUAUUCUUUA
This is a messenger RNA of Hippoglossus stenolepis (Pacific halibut), 2351 nucleotides long. RefSeq lists its product as uncharacterized. The record is from RefSeq and is a predicted model, not a curated record. NCBI's taxonomy places the organism in Eukaryota, Metazoa, Chordata, Actinopteri, Pleuronectiformes, Pleuronectidae. The coding region runs from base 60 to 587 and encodes 175 amino acids. The transcript has 3 exons.